Molecule: messenger RNA, 801 nt
Organism: Propithecus coquereli (Coquerel's sifaka)
Lineage: Eukaryota; Metazoa; Chordata; Mammalia; Primates; Indriidae
Gene: GLT1D1
Product: glycosyltransferase 1 domain containing 1
Exons: 8
Coding region: 1-801 (266 amino acids)
Molecular function (GO): glycosyltransferase activity
Source: RefSeq, a predicted model, not a curated record
AUGCGGCUUCUGUUCCUGGCGGUGCUGCGGCCGCACACCGGGAACGCGGUCACGGCCGAGCGCGUCCGGGUCCACCUGGAGGCGGCAGGACACGUGUGCAUUCUGAAAGAUGCCUUUGACUUUGAAAGCCCGUCCGAAAUCGCAAACCUCAUCUCGGCUGAGAAGUGCGAGGCCGCCUUGGCCCUUCAUCUGUACCGGGGAGGCAGGCUUCUGCAAGAGAUUAACCAAAGUGCUGAUACCUUACAUGUGUUUCUUCUCAUCUGUGGACUUCGACAAGUCAAAGAUCCUCUUUAUUUGGUGGAUGCGUUUUCAGUCCUGCCCCUGCGGCGGCAUCUGACGCCCAUCGUAAAACACUCUGAGGUCGAAACACACUUUGUUGACCCGGUGCUUACGAGGGAAGUAAAAGCCAAAGUGCAAAGGGCCGCUGGCGUCCGGCAGAUCGGAGAGCUGCCCCAGGAAGACCUGCACGCGGCCGUGAAGAACUGCUUCGCGGUGGUGAACAGCUCUGUCUCCGAAGGCAUGUCGGCUGCCAUCUUGGAGGCGAUGGACUUGCAAGUGCCGGUGCUGGCGAGGAACAUCCCGGGGAACGCCGCGGUCGUGAAGCACCAAGUGACGGGAUUGCUGUUUUCAGACCCUCAGGAGUUUGUUCAGCUGGCCAAGAGACUGGUCAGCGAUCCCGCAUUAGAAAAGGAAAUUGUGGCCAACGGAAAGGCAUACGUGCGAAUGCACCACUCGUGGCGUGUGGAGAGAGACACCUACCAACGCCUCCUCAGGAAGCUCGAGGGAAGCCCCGAGGAUUGA